Molecule: messenger RNA, 450 nt
Organism: Sclerotinia sclerotiorum 1980 UF-70
Lineage: Eukaryota; Fungi; Ascomycota; Leotiomycetes; Helotiales; Sclerotiniaceae
Exons: 3
Coding region: 1-450 (149 amino acids)
Source: RefSeq, a predicted model, not a curated record
AUGGUCGUAGCUCCCAUGAAUUUUCUUCGUUUGGCCAUCAAAUUAAGGACCAGUACGGUCGCAUCCUUGGGAUUGUUUGAAAGGGGAAAGGGAGAUAAGGUUGCUUUAAACUUUGGGGUCGUGGAGACUAUGUUCAUUGUUCAAUUGCUCAGUACCUCCACCACUCGUACUGGUGAGCGACUUGCCCCGAGUGAAGGGGAUUUUCCGGCAGCAAUUCUGAAAUCUGAGGAAACCGAGUGCCGAAAGGCAAUUGGUGUGCUGUUCAUUGAUGUUGCUGCUAACCUAGAAAGCAAAAGUACAGUCUCUGAUUUGGGGAAGGGAAUGGUGAUGGUUGCAUGGGACUCCGUAGCUGGUUUGAUCGACCAUAUCAUCUUGAGGCUACAGGCUACAGUAAUAAUAUACUUUGACCAGUUCCCCGGUUUUCCGCAUACUGUUAACUCGAAGAAGUAG